UAACCUCAGUCAACAUUUUUGCAUUUUUUUUAGUAGGGCCGUAUAGUCUCCGUCAGUCGGUAAAUCCUCUGACUAUAUUUGUUGACCUAACUGUGUUUGUUUGAGGAAGCUGAACACGACGAGCUGCAAUACCUUAUUACGAAAUAUACUCUGGAUCUGGAUUUCUCAAAUUAAUAUCAUAAUGAUGAUGGAACCGCUGAUGUCUGUCAUCAUCUUGUUAAGUUUGAAAAGUGUGUUUGGUGUGUCUGUGUCCGUGUCCGUGCUGGAGGGAAAUCCUGUCUGUCUCCACACUAAUGUUACUGAGAUACAGAAACUUUAUCUGAUGUGGUCGUACAGAAGUUCCAUCAUCGCUAAAUUGGAUGGAGCGACUCAGGAAAUCUCACUGUAUGAUGUUGAUGAAGGGAUAUUUGAAGACAGACUGCAGUUGGACAACCGGACUGGAUCUCUCACCAUCAAUGACAUCAGAACCAAACACUCUGGACUUUAUCAACUUAAGAUCAUCAGCAACCAGACAUUAAUAAAAACCUUCACUCUUACUGUACAGGAUGUAUUCUUUGCUGGUCUAGAAAACAAGAGAGAAGGAGAUUCAGUGACUCUUAACACUGGAGUGACGGAAAUGAAGAAACACAAUCUAAUGGUGUGGAUGUUUGGACCUUUAAAUCCAGACGUUCAUCUUGCAGAAAUCAAAAUAAACACUUAUAACAUCACGUAUGGUUUUGAUGAGAGAUACACAAACAGAGUUCAUCUGAAUCAUGACUCUGGAUCUCUGACCAUCAGAGAUCUCAAACCUACAGACACAGGAGUUUAUCAACUACAAAUCUCCAACAACAAAGAGACCAUAUACAGGAGAUUCAACGUGUUUGUUGGCGACGCAGAACCGGGACUCUCCUCUGGGUUCAUAGUUCUGAUUUGUGCUGCUGUUCUGCUGCCUGUGCUGGGAAUUCUGGGUGUGGUUUACUUUCGUCACAAAUACUCAAAUCUCAAAGAUGAAAUGAAGACCGUGUCAGUGAUGGCGGGAAAUUCUGCCCUGCUAAAGACUGGAAUCUCUGAAAUGCAAAGAGAUCACAAGAUAGUCUGGAGGUUUGGAGCCAAAGGUUCCAUCAUUGUUCAGUUCCAGAAGAAGACUGAUAAUAUUACAUAUGGUGAUGAUGAGAGAUUCAGAAAAAAAAUCUAUCUGGACAGUCAAACUGGAGAUCUCACCAUCAAUGACAUCAAAAUCAGAAUCUCUGGAGAUUAUCAUCUGGAGAUCACCAACAGAACUAAAAUCUCCAAAUCUAAGAGAUUCAAGGUUGUGGUUCGAGUGGACACACUGAAGGUCAAAGAAGGAGAGACUGUCGAACUACAGAGCGGCAUUUCUCAACUACAGAGCGAUGAGAAGAUCCAGUGGAGAUGUGGACCUAAAGAUGUCGUCAUAGCGGAACUAGAUGGAAAGACCAAAGAAAAGUCAUUCAACACUAAUGAUAAGCAAUACAGACAGAGACUUCAUCUGAACCAUCAGACCGGAACUCUCACCAUCAAAAACAUUAAAAACACAGACGCUGGAGGAUACGAGCUACACAUCAAGAGCAAAAACACAACAUCAUACAAGAAAUUCAACGUUCUCAUCUGGUUUCAUACAUUAAAGCACACGGCGGGUGAUUCUGUCAAUCUUCCCACGGGUAUCUGUGAGUUAAAGGAAGAUGAUCGGAUUCUGUGGACGUUUGGAGAUAAAAACACCACCAUCGCCGAAAUCAACGGAGACGGCAGUCACGUGUCGGUGUAUGACGGUAAUGACGAGAGAUUCAGAGACCGACUGAAACUGAACAAACACAAUGGAGAUCUGACCAUCACAAACAUCAGCAGAGGACAUUCAGACGUCUACAAUCUACAGAUCACAACAAGCGCAGACAACACGUGCAAGAGAUUUAUGCUCAUCGCAAACGAGAAACUGGAGUUAGUGAUGGAGGGAGAUUCAGUCACACUACAACCUGAUGAUGAUGAUGAUGCUGACAUACAGAGAGAUCAUGUGAUGAUGCUGUGGAUGUUUGGACCGGAUGAUAAUCUCAUAGCUAAAUCUGACAAAAAACAGAAGAUUCUUUAUGAUGGUGCUGACGGGAGAUUUAAAGAGAAACUACAUCUGAACGAGAGCGGAUCUCUCACCAUCACAAACAUCAACACUAAACACGCUGGACUUUAUAAACUACAGAUCAUCAGCAACACUCACACCAAAUACAAGAGAUUCAGAGUUUCUCUUCCUGGUAAUAAAGAGAGAGUCAGAAGUCAAGACUUCACGGGGAUGGAGUCCGAAGGGAUUCCUUUACUUCCACUACAAACAUCACAACUGUAGAAUGUUGUCUAUUGCAAUGCCAACACAGCUUGAAAUCAAGCCCUACUUGAUGUUUUCUGAACAUUUAAGGCUCUGUUCACGCUGUUAUUUCAGUGCACAGUCAUUUGUUCAAACGGUAAAAUGUGAAAAGCUUUGUAUUAAUAUUUGACAACAUAAACCUCUUGUUAUAAUCUGUGAAGUGAAUAAUUUUAAAUGAUAUGAAUGUGAUGAUUUGAUUGAUUGAAUGAAUGAAAUAAUGUGGAUGUAUUUUUGCUGGAAAGGGACUUUUUAUUACUAAUAUUGACAGAAUAUUGUUUGUACAAUGUAUAUUUCCAGUAUAUUGUUAUUUGUUACUACAUGUUUUAUAUUGAAGAUCACUGAAUUUAGAAUUGAACGCGAUCUGACAAACUAUGAAAGCAUUAUAAGGGAGAUGUCUACACUCUAUCGAGACAUGACAUAAUUAUAUACUUUAUAAAUAUAUAUUAUAAACAUAAUUUGCACAGUAUUGACAUAUUGCACAAUAAUACUGAAUAUUAUAUUCACAAAUGUAUAAUAUAUAUAUACACUACUCAAAAUAAAGAUGGUGCUCAG
Molecule: messenger RNA, 2896 nt
Organism: Triplophysa dalaica
Lineage: Eukaryota; Metazoa; Chordata; Actinopteri; Cypriniformes; Nemacheilidae
Exons: 9
Coding region: 182-2326 (714 amino acids)
Source: RefSeq, a predicted model, not a curated record